CGAGUACUAGUAAGUAGUAAGUACUGACCAUCAACGGUGAAGAUGAAGACGGAUAGGAAAGCGGUCGGGUCGGGCAGUGGAUAGGAAAUUAUCCUCAUUCUAUCUCUCUCCUAUCUAUCGAUAUUCUUUCUGUAUUACACACCAGUACAAAACUUAAAUCAAUAUAAAAAAUGAUACUAUAAUAAAAAGAAGAAAUGGCAGAUAAGACUUUGAAGAAUAUGGGUUACGAAUUUUAGCACGAAACAAUAGAAUCAUUGCUCUUUGCUGCUCCUCGAUCUCUUCUUCCUUUCCCCCUUUCAUACUUUGAGUGUCCUACCCACCACUACCCGACAACCGCCCUUUUCCAUCAUCCGUAUUCCUUACCCGUUUUGAACACCCGAGCUUUUCUUUUAGGGAACUGUAUCUUGAUUUUGUGAGCCCAAAUUUCCUUGAUCAUGGAUGCUGAUGCUGCCGGGGAGCUUCAGGACUGGGAGGUUCUUCACUCCUGCUCUGACUCGGAGGUGUCCGACCCGAACCCGAAUCCGAAUGAUUUCCAAACGAUUGAUGCUCAUUCCGAAGGUAUGAUUCAGUUUGAUUACUUCUCUGUGGACCCUUUAGGUAGAAGGCCUGUUGAUGUUUCACUCGAGGUGGGCUCUGAGUCGGAGGAUUCUGAUAACCCUAGUUGGGUUGAUCCGGGUUUGGAGGAGACCCGGUUUUCUCCUAGGAAGGAGUCCUGGCCUGAUUCCGGUAGCGACGGGUCUGAUGUAGACCGGAAAUUCGGCGGAUUAGAGGUGAAUACUGAGCCUAGUUUCGAUGGUAAGGGGAAAUUGCACUUGGGCUUUGAAGGGAUUGAGGAAAUUCGCGGCGGAAAUGACAAAUCUUCGGAGAAUUUCCAUACAAUUUGGUCUGAUUCUGGCGGGAUUGAGUUAGAUUCUGAUAAAGCUGCAAACUUUGAGCAGGAUAGCCUGUUGGGUACCAAGGAAAUUGCAAAUUUCAAAGCUUUAGAUCAAGAAAUGAGCCAGCUUGACAGUGAAAAUGAGGGAGAAACUAUUGAAGAAGCUGAACCCAGUAACUUGGAAAGCAAGCCGGAGGAUAAGAAUGAGGAGGAGAAAAAGAAGAGUGUGGUGUGGUGGAAAGUACCACUUGAUUUCUUAAGGUACUGUGUUUUCAGGGCAAACCCUGUUUGGACAUUCUCUGUAGCUGCGGCUGUAAUGGGGUUUGUUAUUUUGGGGAGAAGGUUGUAUAAGAUGAAGAGAAAGACGCGUGGUUUAGAGCUCAAGGUCACCAUGGACGACAAGAAAAUCUCUCAGUUCAUGAGCAAAGCUGCACGCCUCAAUGAAGCAUUCUCUGUUGUGAAGCGUGUACCUGUGGUUCGACCAUCACUUCCGGCUGUCGGGGUCACACCAUGGCCUGUGAUGAGCCUGAGAUGAGAUGUUACCACAUUGUAGAACAUAAUUAAUUGAAAUGUUUCAUGUUUGUAUAAGCUUCUGCCUUUAGCAUGCUUUAUCAGACGAUACCCCCUCCCCUAUCUCCGCUGACCCCCUUCUCUUUCCUUUUUUAAUUUUUUCUGGGCUGGGUUGAAAGGCUGUGUAAAAACUUUCUCCAGUUGGGUAUAGUCUUGCAAGUAUGGUUUUUGUGUCUAUAUUGUAUCACAUUAUAGAAUUUGGUAUCUAAAUAUAUAAAGAUGAAAUGUGUUGGGUUGCAUUUUACUUAUGUCAUCUGUUAUUAGGGUUCAGUUGGGAUGAACUGGAAAAUCAUAAUGACGAGUUGAUGUUAUUUCUUUAUUACCAUAGUAAUUUAAUUACUCCAUAUUGUGGAUUUUGCAAUUAAGGUUACUACGCCAAUUUCUCGCGUCAACAUUGC
This is a messenger RNA of Oldenlandia corymbosa var. corymbosa, 1842 nucleotides long. Lineage: Eukaryota; Viridiplantae; Streptophyta; Magnoliopsida; Gentianales; Rubiaceae. The record is from the annotation of a GenBank genome assembly.